Suncus etruscus (white-toothed pygmy shrew) is the source of this 597-nucleotide messenger RNA. RefSeq names its product activation induced cytidine deaminase (gene AICDA). Gene Ontology annotation, biological process: cytidine to uridine editing; defense response to virus; negative regulation of single stranded viral RNA replication via double stranded DNA intermediate. The coding region runs from base 1 to 597 and encodes 198 amino acids. The transcript has 5 exons. The record is from RefSeq and is a predicted model, not a curated record. Gene Ontology annotation, molecular function: zinc ion binding; cytidine deaminase activity; RNA binding. Lineage: Eukaryota; Metazoa; Chordata; Mammalia; Eulipotyphla; Soricidae. Gene Ontology annotation, cellular component: nucleus; P-body; cytoplasm.
AUGGACAGCCUCCUGAUGAAGCAAAAGAAGUUUCUUUACCACUUCAAAAAUGUGCGCUGGGCCAAGGGGAGGCAUGAGACCUACCUGUGCUAUGUGGUGAAGAGGCGAGACAGCGCCACCUCCUUUUCAUUGGACUUCGGUUACCUUCGCAAUAAGUCGGGCUGCCACGUGGAGCUGCUGUUCCUCCGCUAUAUCUCCGACUGGGACCUCGACCCGGGCCGCUGCUACCGCGUCACCUGGUUCACCUCCUGGAGCCCCUGCUACGACUGCGCCCGGCACGUGGCCGACUUCCUGCGGGGGAACCCCAACCUCAGCCUGCGCAUCUUCACGGCUCGCCUCUACUUCUGCGAGGACAAAAAGGCCGAGCCCGAGGGCCUGCGAAGGCUGCACCGGGCUGGCGUGCAGAUCGCCAUCAUGACCUUCAAAGAUUAUUUUUAUUGCUGGAAUACAUUUGUGGAAAACCGCGAGAGAACUUUUAAGGCCUGGGAAGGACUGCAUGAGAAUUCCGUCCGUCUUUCCAGGCAGCUUCGGCGCAUUCUUUUGCCACUGUAUGAAGUGGACGACUUACGUGAUGCAUUUCGUACUUUGGGACUUUGA